AUGCAGAAACUCGUUCUCGCCCUCAUUUUUAUGUGCACAAGGGCCCAGAAUUCGUCAAUAACCCCCGAAACCACGCCUUAUGACACCACCCCGCAGCCUAAACCAACCCCUGCGCCGCUCACCCACACGACCACGCCCCCUCCCCAAACCACCACCAAUCCGCACGACGCAGCGUGCCCCCCUCUCACCCCCAACAUGGACUCCUUGACCCAGGAGCAGUUCAUCGCGAAAUUGACUGAUACGUGUCGAUAUGACAAGCUGAUCAAACCCCCAACCCAUGGCCCCCUUAAAGUUUCGAUGCAGAUUGAUCUGACUCACAUCGAGUCGGCCGAUCAGCUCCAGUUUAAGGCCCACAUGUUGGUACAGUACUUGUACAGGGAUGACAGGCUCAGGUAUGUGGAGUUGUCCCCAAAAAGGGUGGGUCUGUUGGGGGAGGAAUUGUUGCGGAAUAAAAUCUGGGUGCCCCACAUUAUGAUACGCAACGAGAAGGACACGACCAUCAUGGGCAUCGACGGGAAAGACGUUUUUAUCUCGAUUAACCCAACGGGUGAUGUGGUCUAUUCGUACCGAUUGACUGCGACCUUCUACUGUUGGAUGAAUUUGCAAAAAUUUCCCUUUGAUUCACAGGAAUGUAACUUAAAAUGGAACAGUUGGACUUAUAACUCGACCAAUUUGAUUCUACUGUGGGAUAAAGACGAUCCUGUCAAGUUGGCAAAAAACCUACAUUUGACCGAAUUCGUGCUAAGCGCCACCUGGACCGAGGAAAACGAAGUACCGGCUUCGUUCAAUAAGGGGGCGUUCGUUGGCAAUUUCAGCCAGCUAAUCUUCCGGUUUAAACUCACACGUGACGUUGGCUUUUACAUCAUGGACUACUUCCUACCUUCCAUCCUUCUGGUGGUCAUCUCAUGGGUCACCUUCUGGCUGCAAGCCGAUGCAGCACCGCCACGUGUGACUUUAGGCACUUCCACCAUGCUAGCUUUCAUCACCCUAAAUGGGGGAUUAACCAAAACUUUACCCAAAGUCUCCUACAUCAAAGCAAGCGAGAUUUGGUUCCUAGCUUGCGCCUGUUUUAUUUUCUGUUCAAUGGCGGAGUUUGCUUUCGUCAAUGUGAUUUGGAGGCGCAAAAAGCAGGUCGAAAUGAAGAAACAGAGCAGCAAACAUAUACUAAAAGGCGCGCUUACGCCGAAUUUGGCAAGGAAACAGCUGAGGAAGGCUGAGUCGAACAAUAGUUUGUAUAAAGCAAGGUCCUGUUCGAGCCUCGAGACGGAAGGAGGCGACAAUGCGAAUAAAAAUACACAAGCGAAUUAUCUGACUGUACAUAGCUUUCCCAGUAACCUCAAAGUGCCUCAAAUCACGACUCAAAGUCAGGACGAAUUGGUGGAGAGUGAGGACAGCACUUCGGUCAAAAUGCCUGAUAAUAGGGAGCCUCAAAGAUGGCACACGAUGACGCCUCACGAGGUCGCCAACUGGAUAGACAAGAAGUCGCGGAUUGUUUUCCCUGUCAGUUUUCUCAUUUUUAACAUUUUUUACUGGUCUUUCGUCUAUGUUGUUUAA
Molecule: messenger RNA, 1554 nt
Organism: Tribolium castaneum (red flour beetle)
Lineage: Eukaryota; Metazoa; Arthropoda; Insecta; Coleoptera; Tenebrionidae
Product: cys-loop ligand-gated ion channel subunit
Biological process (GO): chloride transmembrane transport; regulation of membrane potential; signal transduction
Cellular component (GO): synapse; neuron projection; plasma membrane
Molecular function (GO): transmitter-gated monoatomic ion channel activity involved in regulation of postsynaptic membrane potential; excitatory extracellular ligand-gated monoatomic ion channel activity; chloride channel activity
Source: RefSeq, marked provisional